Molecule: messenger RNA, 2118 nt
Organism: Dracunculus medinensis (Guinea worm)
Lineage: Eukaryota; Metazoa; Nematoda; Chromadorea; Rhabditida; Dracunculidae
Source: the annotation of a GenBank genome assembly
UUGGUACUUCUUCUUGAACUUGUAUUCACAUUCACUUCUUCUAUUAUAAAUGAAAAUAACACGGUUAAUAGCGUAAAUGUGGCAGCUACUACCGACGACGACGAGAAUCCAGUUGAUUCCCCUUUAUUUUCAUUUCCUUCGAAUUGUACGGAUUUACAAAAAUUAUGCAAAUUUUGGGCGUCGAUUGGUGAAUGUGAAACUAACAAACGUUGGAUGGAAGAUCGCUGCCAAUUAUCAUGCAAUUUAUGCAAUGAUAGCAGAAUCUGCCAAGAUGGCCAUCAGUUUUGUAAGGUUUGGUCCGAAAAUGGCGAAUGUGAAGCGAAUGCAGCAUGGAUGUUGUUAAAUUGUCAACAUUCAUGCAAUGCAUGUGGAGGUACGUAUGUGCUUCAUCUUAUUGAAAUGCAAGGUAUUAAUCUGUCGAAUUUCAAUAUAUCGAUAAGGAAGACGUUAUCAGUGAAUGACAUUAAGCGAAGCAAUAUUCGAAUUGGAUGUGUUUCGAAGCUUAGUUCAACAAAUUGUGCAACAAAUCUUUGUUUUCACAUGAGAUUUCGUACAUUCGAUGGUACUUGCAACAAUUUUGAUUCUCCGUUGAAAGGAGCAGCAUUCAGACCUUAUAUACGAUUGCAGAAGGCUAAAUAUGGUGAUGGAAUCAAUUCGCCAAUUUCAUCGACUUUAAAAACACGACCUUCAGCUCGAGAAGCAUCUCGACUAAUGUUAACAUCUGAAAUUCAGGUGGUAAGCACAUCGAAUGCUUUACUUAUGCAGUGGGGUCAGUUCAUAAGCCAUGAUAUGGCGAAAACUACCACUCUCAACAAUGAGGAAUGCGGAACUUGUGAAGCAAAUAGUAAAUGUACAAAUGUACUUCUUUCUCGAUUAGAUCCCACCUUUGGUAGAUUUCAAUGUUUGCCAGUUGCACGAUCAACUCCAAUCUGCGGAAGUGGUUUGCUGUCCCCUCGAGAACAAUUCAAUGAGAAUACAGCAUAUAUUGAUGGAUCGGGCAUCUAUGGUAGUUCAGAAAUCGACCAAGCCAUAUUUCGUCAAGGAGCUUUCAUGAAGACUAAUAUAAUUGCGAAUCGUAUCUUUCCACCCGUUGAUUCUAAUGAAAAUAUUAUUGCUGGCGAUGAUCGUGCCAAUUUAUUUGUCGGUUUGGCCGCACUUCACGUACUUUUUGUUCGUGAACAUAAUCGUUUGGCUAUGAUAUUGCAAAAAUUGAAUCAACACUGGGACCAAGAACGAAUAUUUCAAGAAACACGACGGAUUAUCGGUGCAGCGUUGCAACAUAUCACUUAUAAGGAAUAUUUGCCUCGAAUACUUGGUAAAAAAUAUGAAGAAUUAAUUGGCGAAUAUAAGGGAUACAAUAAAAGCAUUGAUGCUACAAUCGCUAAUGAAUUUACUGGAUGCGCUUUCAGAUUUGGUCACGGAAUGAUACAGGAAUUCUAUCCAUUCUUAGAUAAAAACUAUCGUCACUUUGCUGAAAUAUCAUUCAAUGAAGGUAUGUUCAAGACUGCUCACCUCCUUGUGAAUGGCAUUGAUCCAGUUUUGCGUGGUUUAAUGAGUUUGCCGGCUAAAAUGCCUCAGAGAUUGACUCCAGCUGCUACGGAGAAAAUAUUCGGCAAUUCAGAUUUGGGAUCUAUAAAUAUCCAACGAGGUCGCGAUCAUGGUAUUCCAGGUUUUAUUGCAUGGCGAAAUUUCUGUGGCCUUCCUGAAAUUCAUUCAUUUGAUGAUCUCAACGCUACUAUACAGAAUCCAACGUUGAGAUCAAAUUUGGAAAUUUUGUAUAAUAAAGUUGAAAAUAUCGAUAUGUAUGUUGGCAGUCUAUUAGAAGAUCCAAUUGAACAAGGAAUUGUUGGCCCAACUAUCGCUUGCAUUAUAUCCGAACAAUUCAAGAGGCUAAGAGAUGGGGACAGGUUUUAUUAUGAAAAUGAAGACAUUUUUUCGCGGAAACAAAUCGAAGAAAUUAAAAAAUUGACAUUAGCACGAAUUUUAUGCGACGCAGGCGAAGAUAUGGGUUCAGCACCCAUUAAUGCUUUUCAACAAGUUGAUUUUGACGAACUCGUUUCCUGUGAUUACAUACCGAAACUUGACUGGCGUCUUUGGAAAGAAACACGUAAUGCUUGA